AUGGGUGAUCAAAACGCGUUGCUUCGAUUUUUGGCUGCUCAGGUCACUCAACAACAGCAGCAACAGCAGAUUUCAGCUGCUUUAUCAGCCAUAAAUGGCUUAUCCAACAAUACAUCAGCCUCAUCAUCAACGAAUUCUUCUGCUAACUCUGUUGCUGCUGUAGCUGCUGCCAUAGCUGCUGCUGCUUCAGCUUCUUCCUCAAAUUCGACAACUAAUGGCUUGUCUAAUGCUGGAUCUGUCUCAGCGGUUAAUGGCACGACACCACAACGAAACGGUCAGCGUAAUGCUUCCGCAGCAGCCAAUGGAUCAAUGAAUCAGUUACAAGAGUUGUUGCUUUGGCAGAUGAUUGCAGCUCAACAAGCUCAGGCACAGCUUCUCAAUAUGCAACAAAUUCAACAACAGACUCAACAAAGCUCACAACAGUCACAGGAUCAGAGCCAGCGACUCGAGUGGCUUCAGAAGGAGCUCAUCCCAAAAGAAUUGGCACGACAACAGCAGAAACUUAAGCAACAGCUUGAUGACCAACAGAAGCAGCAGCAACAACAACAGCAGCAGCAGAAAGCUUUCGAUGAUGUGAUACGAAAAUUAGCUGAAACGGCCAAGAACGGACAAACAAAUGGACAAACUAAUGGACGUGUUUCUUCAACUCCUAUAGAUAAGCCUAGCACAUCUACAGGAGCAACAGCUACUAUCCGAGAAGGCGCAGAAAUCAAAUUAGAAAAUGGUGAAACGCCUAAGAAGAGCUCUCCUCCUAAAUCUGCUGCCAACCCCUUCAACAAGAAUGCCAUCGACGCUGCUAUGUGGCAAUUACUGGCAGCUCAAAUGCUCCAACAACAAAAUGUUUUGAAAAAUGCAACAUCGAAGCAGAACAAAGUAACAAUUAAAAAAGAUCCAUAUUCUGCCGGUUUGGAUAUAGCAGCGAAGAUCAAAGCUGAACAACAAGCUCAAACCACUAAAUCUGAAAACAUUAAUAGUACUGUUAUAAACUCAUUUGCUCAUCUAGAUUCUUCUGAUGCCAACAAGAAACGUCUUCCGGCUACAGAGACUCAAGCUAGAAUUCCUCUAGGACUUGGUUGGCGGCGUCAAACCUGCAUUCGAGCUGUGACUGCUUCUGGUGUUCGCGGAGAUGUUAUCUACUACGCUCCUUGCGGAAAGAAGCUGAGUACCUAUGCUGAGGUUCUGCGGUACUUGAUAAAGAACAAUUGCGGACCAAUAACGAGAGACAACUUCUCCUUCAGUAGCAAGCUCAUUGUCGGUGAAUUCAUCUAUCCCAAAGAUAGUGUUGAUGGAGAGAAGAGAAUUUUCAAACUAACCGAAGAAGAAGUGAACGAUGAAGUGAACAAGCUAGCUAGUCUCAAGUCACAGCCUCGAAUAACUGAAAAGAAGUUCCGAGAUGUGAAAGACCGAGCUUCUUCCCCCGAUGAAGAUGAAUUCGUUGAACCCGAAGAGUAUCUUGCUCCCAAAGGUUUUUAUGAUGAUGAGGAAAAGGUCAAAUGGAGUCGAGAGCCCAUCGAUGAUCUGCUACUCACUGAAAUUAGGCCAUUACCCGAAAUGCAGAGGAUACCAAACCUUCAGCUUAAAGGCGAAGGCUUUGCUGAUGCUCUCAUGGUUUACGAAUUUAUCAAAAACUUCGGAGUUGUUCUCAAAAUAGACGUUGAUUCAAUGCCUCCUCUUGAUGAGUUUUGCGCCGGCCUAGCUGGGGACUUGCGAUACUCUGCUGCUGUGCUGGACAUUACCAAAGUUCUUUUCACCUUAGCUCUCGAGUUCCCUGGAUUUCCUGUUGGCAGGAAAGGCCAAAAUAGUCUUGGAAUGAAUAUGAACAAUUACAAUCUGACGCGAGAGAACUUCUCGUUGGUUCUAAUGCAGUUUCUGUCAAGUCGAGAUGAACAAGGCCAGAAAUUAGCAAAACUCGUAGAGAAUGAGGAGUUCGAAACAUUGGUCGGUGAGGACAAAGCAUCCAUUCUUGCUUUCCUAUGUAAUGAAUUGCUGUGCUGCCGGAAUAUUGUUAGAGAAAUCGAUUCUAACUUGGAUGAAAUCGGAAAACUGAAAGGUGAUCGAUGGCUACGAGAUGGAAAAGCACGUGCUCUGAAAGCUCAUCAGAAGCGUCGGAAAAGGGAGUUGAAGAAAGAUCAUAAGGAGCACGAUGAAGAUGGCGAAGAACGUCCAGCUAGUCGAAAUUCUGAUUCUGAAGAAGAUGAAUCCACCGUCCAUCCUAACAACAAGAAGCUCACUCCUGGACUUGGACAAGUAGAAAUCUUGACUAACGAAGAGGAAAACAUGAGCGUGGAAGAAUUAGAACAAGUGAUAAUCAAUCUGAAAUUGGAAUCAGACGAUUUGAAAGAUGAAAUCAACAAACUGGCCAAUCGAGUUCGAUCAUUUCCGUUUGGUUGGGAUAGAUAUCAUCGUCAGUACUGGCAAUUACCUCAUGUUCCGACAAUCCUGGUUGAAUCCAUUGAGUCCUGUGGACUUAAUAAUCCUGCUUGUAAUAUUAGUGAAACUUGUGACAAAGAUCCUGAUAGUUAUGAAACUUCGAACUACUUGGAUCCUGAUGUCUAUUCGUGUUUAGAAGAUCUCAUAGAUGAAACAGCUUUAAUGCGGGUGAAAAUUGAUAAGAAGCAUAAGAAGAAGAUCAGGAGGUUUGACAACUCCUUCAAGCGUGGAUGGUGGAUGAUCGAUUCGAAAGAAGUUCUCGAAAGUGUAAGGAGCAGCUUACAUGGUCGUGGAAUUCGUGAACGAUGUCUUCAUCGACUUCUAUGUAAAAAUUGGUUUAUGAAAGACAUUCGAAUAGGUCAAUUUGAGUUAUUAGCUCCCAGUCGGUUGCUGACGAAAGCGGAAAUAGAAAAGGAUGCCGUUCAUCGGUUAGAAUCUGCUAUUGCUAGGAUGGAACAUCAAGUUUUCAACUAUCAAAUUACUUCUUCGGAUUGGAAGCCUCUCUCUGAAAAAGAUUCUGUUGAACCAGCUGGAAGCUCUGAUGAGCCUUGGCGCUUCAACGAAAGCCUCUUAGACGAUGACGAUGCCUCGUCUUUAACUUUGGAUGAUCUACGUACAAGAAUUCUGGACUGUGAACAAGCGAUUGACAAUCGCUAUUUCGAGCCCAGUUUCUUUGUUGGUUAUAUGCCAUCAGCAGCUAUCAUUCUUGGCUUGACAAGCUCUGACGAAUCCUCUGAAGCUCAUGGUUCCCCAAAUGGUUCCGAAGGAAAGUUGGAAAUAAAAGAGGAAUCCACUGACGAGAAGAUGGAUGGUCAUGAGGAAAGGAUGGAAGACGAUAAGUGCUCGGAGCAUUCUAAAGGAGAUGAUAGAUCAAGCGAAACAAAAGAACAGUUGAUUGACAAGUGGAGGCAAUUCGUCGAAGAGGCAACAACACCUUCUCAACUCAUGAUGGCUGUUGAAUGUCUGCUUUCAUCUAUAGCUUGGGAUAGAUCAGUGGUUGAAGCGAUUUGCCAGAUCUGUAAGAAGCUUGGUGCGCCUGAAGUUCUUUUACAUUGCGUUGGAUGUCAGCGUGGAUAUCAUUUGAGAUGUUUCCGACCUGGCAUGGACACUUAUCCUGAGUCUUGGUUCUGUCCUCGGUGUAAAGAGCAAGCUUCUGGUAAUCCACAUUGCGUGUUCUGCGUAAAAGACGGAGCUCCUAUCUACCCUUGUCGUGUUUGCCAAAACUUUUACCACAUCGAAUGCUCCAAACAACAUACACCGGAUCGUCCUAGUGAUUUUGUUUGUCUGUUCUGUGAUGAUAAGGAUCUCACCGAGAGUCACCGAGUUGUUUUACGGACUGAAAGUGAAGAACCCAAGGAGAACGAAGAGGUUCCUCAUGUUGAGGAAUCCUCAGGCCAGAAAGAUGCACGCAAACCUCAAAAGAGGAAAGCUGAUGGUCCACCUCCAAUCGUUUUCCCUCAAGAAAUGGCAAUGGAUCUGUGUCGUACAAUGCUCGAUGAAAUAGAGCUGCAGCCAACAGUCGGUCCAUUUUUGGAGCCUGUCGACACUGAUCUGGUUCCGGGUUACAAAGAAACUAUCCCUAACCCUAUUGAUAUUUCAACAAUAAGGAACAAAAUUGAUAGUCAAUGUUACGAUUCGCCGGACGAUUUUGCCAUUGACGUAGAGCUGAUGUUCACGAACUGUCGUACAUUCAACGAAGACAAUUCUCCUGUGGGUGUUGCCGGUCAAAACUUGUACAAAUUCUUCCAAAAGCGCUGGAAACAAGUGAAAUACAACUACAGCAAACGAUUACGAAGAAUGCAGGCGGCUCAAGCUUCCAACUAG
Auanema sp. JU1783 is the source of this 4254-nucleotide messenger RNA. NCBI's taxonomy places the organism in Eukaryota, Metazoa, Nematoda, Chromadorea, Rhabditida, Rhabditidae. The record is from the annotation of a GenBank genome assembly.